Tetranychus urticae (two-spotted spider mite) is the source of this 2158-nucleotide messenger RNA. RefSeq names its product ribitol 5-phosphate transferase FKRP. Gene Ontology annotation, biological process: protein O-linked glycosylation via mannose. The record is from RefSeq and is a predicted model, not a curated record. Gene Ontology annotation, cellular component: Golgi apparatus. NCBI's taxonomy places the organism in Eukaryota, Metazoa, Arthropoda, Arachnida, Trombidiformes, Tetranychidae.
UUGUUUGCAUUUUAUUUAUUUAUUGUCAUUUUGCUGUGAUAUUACUUUUUUAAUUGAAUAUGUGCCAAUACAAUCUUUUAUGAAGUAUUAUUAUACUUCAUAACGUUUAUUUAUCAACUUCUACAAUCUGUCAAUCUAACAAUCUCAAAUGGCCAUUCAACUCACAAAUACUAUAUUUGACGAUAACAAAAAUGAACGAGAUUUUUCGAGUUCAAACUCAUUGAUUAUUUCGGAACGCCAUGCAGCUUCAAUAUUUGAAGUAGUUUGUAUGUGAUACUCUAUUCGUUACAUACUUUCUGGUCAUUAUGGAUUUACAACUGUAAUAAAUCAUUUUUAAAGUUACUUGUCUCGAUACAAAAAAUCAUGUUUUAUGUAUCUUGGAAAAAGUUGACUUUUCUGUUCUUUCUUGCUAAUUUGGUUCUGAUUUUUCAGAUGUACCUUUUCAUUAGCAAUGAAUGUGAACCAGCAUUUCCAAUCCAUAUAACAUCCGCCAAUCGUAAAAGCUUAACGCCAUCAACUCUUCACUAUCAUCUUACUAUAGUCAUUUUCGAGUUUGAAACAUUUUCUCAUGAUCUCAAUUCAACUUUAACAACCUUUUGCGCUCUUCAUUCCAUGAUUAAAGUACUCAUUAUUAGCAAUGAACUACCUUAUCCUCCAUUGCAACUUCCAUCCAUUUCAACUUGUAAUAUUCAUCUAGUUGUAACUCGACCUGAUGUAACUAAGAAAUGGCAAGACACUGAUCCAUUGGCUCACAUAAAAACCGACUAUGUUCUAAUAAUUCCACAGUCUAUCAUUUUUCAUAAAGAAACACCUCUUGAUCAUCUUAAAUUCAACUCACUCAGUGAUAAAAAUUUCAUAGUCAUUCCUGUAAUUGGAGAGGAUUCUUAUUAUGCAUACACUUGCCUUGGAUUAGACGUUGAUCUGAAAAGAUGGAGCCUUGUUUACCGCCACCUCGACGAAAAUACAUUUAAAUGUCAUCUUUAUCAAGGUGAAUUUGCUUAUUUCAUGAAGCGUGAUGUUUUAACUAGUCUCAAUUUACCAUUUGAAAAACCAUUCCAGGAGUCUCUUUCAAUACAAGCUAGAAUUCGGGGUUUAAGGAUAAAAUUUGAAGAUGAUCUCAAAUUAUGGAAGAACAGUGGAUGGCAACCGAGUGAAAGAGAUGAAAUGAAAAUGGAAUCACUUCGUAAAUCUCGUUUAGCUUCUCUUUACUGGAAAUUACAAAUCAAAAAGGUUACAACCACCAACGAUGAAGUUGAAUGGUAUGGAUGUAAAAAAACGUCUUCUCGGUGCUUCCCGACAAUUUUUAACAAUACUCCAAGCUAUUUAUUUGAAAACAAAUGGACACCCCCAUGCUGCUUAGAAAAUUUAAGAAAAACUGCUCGCCAUGUCUUCUCUGUCUUGGAAAAAUGUGGAACUCGAUAUUGGUUGGAAGGUGGAUCGUUACUUGGUGCCGUCAGAAAUUCUGAUAUCAUUCCGUGGGACUUUGAUGUAGAUCUAGGAAUCUAUCAAGAAGAUAUAAACAAAUGUCCGCUCCUGUCUUAUGCUACUAAGCAAGCUGUAAAGGACGAAGAAGGAUAUGUCUGGGAAAAAGCAAUCGAAGGAGAAUUCUUGAGAGUCCAAUACAGUGAAACUAAUAGAGUUCAUGUUGAUUUGUUUCCAUUUUAUCCUAAAAAUGGAAUUAUGACCAAACAAACAUGGUUCCAUGACCAUCCUCAGGAUAAAGAGUUCCCUGAAGCUUUUUUAAAACCAUUGAUUAAAAUACCUUUUGUUGGAUGGCAAGCCUAUGCUCCAGCUAAUAUUACUCAAUUUUUGGAAUAUAAAUUUGGUAAAGGUGUAAUCGAUAAUCCACAAUACCCGAAUCCAAAUUUACUAUCUUAUCCAAGCUCCAAAGAAUCUGAGUGAAAUACAAAUCUGCUCAAAUUUGAUUAAUAUCUUAUAUCAAAUAAUGAGAUUUAUCUUGUUCAACUUCCUUCUAAUCCACCGAAAAAUUAGUCAAAUUUUCAUAAUCAAUGUAUCAAAUUCACUUUUAUACUUUUCUUCAACAUAUUCUUCGAUCUAAAGCAUACAAGGUGGAUGUAAAAUAUUCAUCCUAUAUAAAACUAGCAUAGCAUUAAUUUAAUCAAAUAAAAUUUGAAUCAUCAAAACUUUACUCAAAUAA